Messenger RNA from Capronia epimyces CBS 606.96, 327 nucleotides. RefSeq lists its product as uncharacterized. The record is from RefSeq and is a predicted model, not a curated record. Bases 1 to 327 code for a protein of 108 amino acids. Lineage: Eukaryota; Fungi; Ascomycota; Eurotiomycetes; Chaetothyriales; Herpotrichiellaceae. The transcript has a single exon.
AUGACGGAAACCUCGCCCACGCAGGACCCCUUGGAGUUUCAAGAUACUCCUGAGUACAUGCAUGCUUCCAGUUUCUUUCCAGAGUCUGGUCUGCAAGAAUCUGCGCGAUCAGCCCAAGCCAUCGACAGGGGAAACGGUCCGUGGAAACUCGGCCCUCAGUAUGGUGGCCCCGCGCUGGUAGAAGACGAUGUCUUCAGCGCUUCCUCAUUUUUCCGGGACGUGACCCCAGGGGCCUUAAACCCCUGGGCACCCGCCGCAUCGUAUGACACCACGUCCUUUGCUUCGCCCUAUGACUUAUUCAACACUCCGGUGGCUUGGAACGGCUGA